UAGCAGUUGGCAGGAAUGUUUGCGUUUUGUUGAAAGUCUGUUAGCUCAAUCUGUCUAGUCCAGAUCUUUGCUGGAUGUCUUGGAGACAGCAGCGUUGCCCUUCACUCUGCAAUUUCAUCCAACCCUGUGAAUUGCACUGUGUUAAGUAAACAGUAGAGAUCCGCUGAUCAUCACAGGCUCUUACAAAACACCACAUUUCUCGGGAAUUAGGGGAAUUGGGUUUUCCCCUCCGGCAAUUUAGGGACGGUUUCAUAUCGUCAGUUGUGUGUAGACUUUUUUCUCAUGAUAAGUGAAAGUGGUGUGUGAAAUUGACAAGUUUGGUCAAUUUCGGGAGUUGGGGGAGGUAUUUUCUAACAGCUUCUCUUUUCUUAGACGGUUUGAAAAGAGUGCUGACACAGAAUACCCAGGAUGGGAAUACAGCUCAACAUUUUGCUUUUGCAAUGUCUGAUCUCGACAUUCGUUUUAAAUCGUUCAUUUGCUUUUUCUGACGAAACUGUAGAUAAAUUACUACCAGUAAAGUCUGAUGGAUAUUGCAGCAGGAUUUUGAGGGCUCAGGGCACAAGGAGAGAGGGUUUUAAUGAGUUCCGACUGAGAGUGGAGGGGGAUCCCGAAUUUUACAUUCCCGGAACCACCUAUAGAGUGAGUUUGUAUGCAUCCAGCCCUUCUUAUUUUAGAGGCUUUACACUUAUUGCUUUGAAAGAAGGAAAGGAGGGCGACAAAGAUGAGGAUUAUGCCGGCAAUUUUGAGAUUAUAGAUGAGGAGGAUACCCAGUUCAUGACAAACUGCCCCCCUGCUGUCACAGAGAGUACACCCCGGAGGAGGACAAGGAUCCAAGUUUUUUGGACAGCGCCCCCUUCUGGAGCUGGCUGUGUUAUCUUAAAGGCAAGCAUUGUGCAAAAAAGAAUAAUCUAUUUCCAAGAUGAAGGCUCUCUCACAAAACGAAUGUGUGAAAAAGAGCUGUUAUCGGAGGGGGCAACUGAAAGGCCAAUCAUUGACUGCUGUGCCUGUGGGACUGCUAAAUACAGAAUGACCUUUUAUGGAAACUGGUCAGAGAAAGUGCACCCCAAAGAUUACCCAAGACGUGCUAACCACUGGUCAGCCAUCAUUGGGGCUUCCCACUCGAAGGAUUAUGUCUUGUGGGAGUAUGGAGACUAUGCCAGUGAAGGAGUGAAGCAGGUGGCUGAGUUUGGCUCCCCGGUGAAAAUGGAGGAAGAGAUCCGACAAAAGGGUGAUGAUGUUUUGACAGUCAUCAAAGCGAAAGCACAAUGGCCUGCCUGGCAGCCACUGAAUGUGAGAUCAGCGCCCUCUGCUGAAUUCUCAGUGGAUAGAACUCGUCACCUCAUGUCCUUCUUUACAAUGCUGGGUCCCAGUCCCGACUGGAAUGUGGGCCUUUCAGCUGAAGAUCUUUGUACUAAGGAAUGUGGAUGGGCUCAAAAGGUAGUUCAGGACUUGAUUCCUUGGGAUGCUGGCACAGACAGUGGAGUUACCUAUGAGUCACCCAAUAAAGCUACAAUUCCUCCAGAGAAAAUCAGACCUCUUACCAGCCUGGAUCACCCUCAGAGCCCCUUCUAUGAUCCAGAGGGAGGCCCCAUCACUGCUGUUGCCAGAGUGGUUAUUGAGAGAAUUGCAAGAAAGGGUGAGCAAUGCAAUAUUGUCCCUGAUAAUGUGGAUGACAUCGUGGCUGAUCUUGCUCAAGAGGAUAAAGAUGAAGAUGAUACUCCAGAAACCUGUAUCUACUCCAACUGGUCCCCUUGGUCUGCCUGCAGCUCCUCCACCUGCGACAAAGGAAAGAGGAUGAGACAGAGGAUGCUGAAGGCCCAGCUAGACCUCAGUGUGCCCUGUCCACAUACCCAGGACUUUCAACCCUGCAUGGGGCCUGGUUGCAGGGAUGAAGUUGAUGCGACCACCUGUAUGGUGUCCGAGUGGAUCACCUGGUCUCCCUGCAGUGUCUCUUGUGGAAUGGGUAUGCGCUCCAGAGAGAGAUAUGUCAAGCAGUUCCCAGAAGAUGGCUCAAUAUGCCAACUACCCACAGAGGAGAAUGAAAAAUGCAUUGUUAACGAGGACUGCUCCCAGAGUAGCUGCCUCAUGACAGAGUGGGCUGAGUGGGAGGACUGCAGCGCCACCUGUGGUAUGGGCAUGAAAAAACGCCAGCGGAUGGUCAAGAUGCCUCCCUCUGAUGGCACCAUGUGCAAGACAGACUUGGCAGAGGUUGAGAAGUGCAUGAUGCCUGAAUGCCACACCAUUCCCUGCUUGCUGUCUCCUUGGUCUGAGUGGAGUGACUGCAGUGUUACAUGUGGGAAAGGAAUGAGGACACGACAGAGGAUGCUAAAGUCUCCAGUGGAGCUUGGGGAAUGUAGUGAAGAGCUUGAACAAGUAGAGAAAUGCAUGCUGCCAGAAUGUCCCACGGACUGCAUGGUUUCAGAGUGGUCUGAGUGGUCUGAGUGUAAUAAAUCAUGUGGCAAGGGUCACGUCAUCAGGACCAGGAUGAUCAAGCUGGAGCCUCAGUUUGGCGGAGAGCCGUGCCCCGAGACGGUACAGCGCAAAAAAUGCAAAAUCAGAAAAUGUAACCGGGGUUCCAGCGACGAGAAGAGGCGCCGCAAGGAAGCCCGUGAGAAACGAAGGAGUAAACAGACCAGAGAGGAACCUCAAGAUGAACAGCAUCCAGGAUGUAAAAUGAGGCCUUGGUCAGUCUGGACUGACUGUACUAAACUCUGUGGCGGUGGAAUUCAAGAGCGCUUUAUGACGGUCAAGAGGAGGUUCAAAAAUGCUCAGUUUACAAGUUGCAAAGACAAGAAGGAAAUCCGAGCGUGUAACGUGAAUCCCUGUUAAGGAUCCUGCUGCCUGGAAGUUUAACUCUGCCAGAUGCAUUCUCUUAGAGCUGGCAAAAGGAAAAUCAGUCUUGUUUUAAUCCAGGUUCAAGUGAGGUGGCAAAACUCCACUCCAAACUCGGCUGUGUAUUCUAAAGAGAAUUCAGUAUUUCUGUGGGACUGGAAGUCAAUUAAAGGACCAUCUAUUUUGUCAAGACAUGGACAAGGUUAUUUACCAUAUUUACAUUUUGUGUGUGCGAUCGUGUAUGACAAUGAAGUACACUACAUGGCAGUGACAUACCUUUUAUACACUUGUUUUAAUAUCUACGUGUUUCGUAAUCAUUGAUAACUGUUAUAUCAGUAUCCAAGUAUCUUUUUAAUAAUCACGUUCAUUUAAAAGAUUCAAACUUAAUACAACUGAUCCAAGUCCACGAUAAAAUUGCCUUCUGAUCCAGACCUGUAAAUGAUGCCUGCAGUUUAAUUUAUCAAAGGCAAUGUCUUCGAGUUGUGAUUUUCACAAGUCUUCACUCUGAUCCCUUCAUUUGUAUGUACUUAUUGAUCCAAUCAAAGUGCCAAUCCAAAUCUUUCAGCCACAAUGAGCGUGACCAGCGAGGUUAACCUGAAAUCAGUGUUAAUUAAUUUAAACAGACCAGAAUGGUUAAAAAAAGAUUGAUUUUCCACCAUAUGUACAAUAGCUCUGUUGCAUUUCAAAUUCUUGCAAAAUUACUGUAAACGUGUUGUGGUAUACUAUUCAUUAAAUACCAAUCAGUUCAAACAAAUACUAGAACUGUUAUAUCCUGUGGUACCUUCUCAAAUAGCAUAUUCUAUUCCUGAAUUAAAAGCACAGGUUAUCAUUCCAGCAUUUUAUAAGCCUCAAUGCUGUUUCUAGAAUUGCGUUGUGAGUUUUUAUCCAAUUGUAUGACAUGUAGCAGCUCUACAGUUUAAUAUGGUAGGAGAACAAUAAUUAAUCACAUUUUUAUUUUAUUUGUGCAUUGUUAGGAGAUUUGUUACUUUUUGCUGUGAAAUUUUCAUAAGAAUGUCAAGCGAUUCUUAGAGUCUUGUGUAGAUGUUUUGUAGUGGUCUGUUUAACACAUUUACUAUUUUGGAAUAAAUCACCUUUACAAUAAAAGUAAAAGUGAAAACA
Messenger RNA from Polyodon spathula (Mississippi paddlefish), 3951 nucleotides. Its product is annotated as spondin-1-like. The transcript has 16 exons. The record is from RefSeq and is a predicted model, not a curated record. Gene Ontology annotation, biological process: cell adhesion. The coding region runs from base 409 to 2829 and encodes 806 amino acids. Lineage: Eukaryota; Metazoa; Chordata; Actinopteri; Acipenseriformes; Polyodontidae. Gene Ontology annotation, cellular component: extracellular matrix.